Messenger RNA from Lodderomyces theae, 1077 nucleotides. It is a transcript of the gene RFC2, whose product is annotated as replication factor C subunit 2. The coding region runs from base 1 to 1077 and encodes 358 amino acids. The transcript has a single exon. Lineage: Eukaryota; Fungi; Ascomycota; Pichiomycetes; Serinales; Debaryomycetaceae. Gene Ontology annotation, biological process: DNA repair; DNA-templated DNA replication. The record is from RefSeq and is a predicted model, not a curated record. Gene Ontology annotation, molecular function: DNA binding; ATP binding; DNA clamp loader activity. Gene Ontology annotation, cellular component: DNA replication factor C complex; nucleus.
AUGACCACCACCUCAUACGAAGAAGAGAAGCUUCACCAUACACCAUGGGUUGAAAAAUACAGACCCAAGAACCUUAACGACAUUGCAUCACAGGAACAUGCCGUAAAAGUCUUGGAAAAACAAGUGUCAACGGGGAACUUGCCCCAUAUGUUAUUCUAUGGACCUCCAGGAACCGGUAAAACAUCAACCAUCUUGGCAUUGGCUAAGCAGCUAUACGGACCUCGUUUGUACAAGUCCAGAGUAUUGGAAUUGAACGCGAGUGACGAACGAGGUAUAUCUAUUGUCCGUCAAAAGAUCAAAAACUUUGCCAAAUUGACCGUUAGUAACCCAACACCGGAAGAUUUGGCCAAUUACCCAUGCCCACCUUACAAAAUCAUCAUUUUGGACGAGGCUGACUCCAUGACGAAUGAUGCGCAAAGUGCAUUGAGAAGAACCAUGGAGACGUAUGCCAAUAUUACCCGAUUUGCAUUGGUUUGUAACUACAUUACGCGAAUUAUUGACCCAUUGGCUUCAAGAUGCUCGAAAUUUAGAUUUAAGUUGCUCAAUAAUGAAAAUUCAUUGAAUCGGUUAAAGUACAUUGCCAGUGAGGAAGAUUUGAAUUUGGAUAGACUGCAAGGUGAGGAUGAGGUGUUGAAUGAAGUGUUGAAGAUUAGUAAUGGGGAUUUGAGAAAAGCAAUCACGUAUUUACAAAGUGCGUCCAAGUUGAGCACAAGCUUACAAUUGGAAAACGGUGAGGAUGCUGAUGGUCAAGCAAGUGGGUUAAUCACCAAGCAAUCAAUUAGAGAGACUGCUGGUGUCUUGCCUGAUGCAUUGAUUAGCCAAUUGGUUACUACGAUAAGGUCAAAAGAUGACACGAAAUUGGUCAAUUUAGUCAAUGAUGUGAUAUUGAGUGGGUGGAGUGCGCAACAAUUAAUUGACCAAUUACAUGAAGUUUUGGUGAUGGAUGAUUCGAUAAACUCCUUGGUCAAGAAUCAAAUUGCAUUGAUAUUAUUUGACACUGAUAAGAAGUUGAAUUAUGGAACUGAUGAACAUAUCCAAUUACUCAACUUGGUUCUACAAGUAUCAAAGGUUAUAUAG